AUGCGAGACAGAGGGAGUUGUUCUGUUAUGGUGUGUAGUUAUGGUUACAUUAUAGGAACUAUGUUAAUGAGCUAUUGGAUCAAUGGAGUGGGAGGUUCGAUCCAUGAAUACAAGAGCGAAGCUUUCAUUCCUCGUUUCAAUUCCUUCUUCUUCCAUGGUGGUAGUGAGGGACUAUAUGCUUCCAAAGUCCUCGAUACCACAGAUGAUAAACCCCUCAAUGGCAAGUCCUUCAUCAGGUUUGAGUCUAUUACUUUUCGAAGAACAAAGGAGGUUGCCAGUAAGCAGAAUGAGAUGCAGCGGAGUACUGGAUUAGUUGAAGCUAUAAUAGUUGAGGUCAAAGAAAGGGAUAAGAUUGGUGGUGCUUAUCAAAAUUCCAAUGCAAUAUGCUGUACCCCAGCUCUUGCCAAUGAUGGAUCCUGCAAGGUAGGAGAGGUUAUUAUCCGCCAAGACCCUGAUAACCCUGGCUGGCCAAAACGGAUUCAGACUUCCUUCGAAGGAAAAAAUGAAGAUGCCAAGAUGGUGCUUCAAGCUGUUGAGAUCAAUAAGACUGGAAUGUACUAUCUGUAUUUUAUGUUUUGUGAUCCUCAACUCAAGGGCACGUUAAUAAGUGGAAGAACUGUUUGGAGGAAUCCAGAAGGUUAUCUACCAGGGAAGAUGACACCACUGAUGACAUUUUAUGGCUUCAUGUCUCUCGUGUACCUUGUUCUUGGUCUUCUGUGGUUUCUUUGGUUUGUGCAAUAUUGUAAAGAUACAAUACAAUUGCACUACCACAUCUCAGCUGUUAUCGGUCUGGGAAUGUGUGAAAUGACUCUCUGGUUUUUCGAGUAUGCAAAUUUGAAUGCCACAGGAAGCAGACCAAUGGGAAUUACACUUUGGGCAGUUACCUUCAGUGCUUUCAAGAAGACUGUUUCUCGUCUUCUUCUUUUAGUGGUUUCAAUGGGUUAUGGUGUUAUGCGACCCACCGUAGGAGCUAUAACCUCAAAAGUUCUUUUUUUUGGUGUGACGUACUUUGUGGCAUCAGAAGCUCUUGAGCUUGUUGAACAUUUGGGGAAUAUCAAUGACUUUUCUGGAAAUGCCAGGGUUUUUCUGGUGCUACCAGUUUCUGUUUUGGAUGCGUGCUUUAUUCUUUGGAUGUUUUCAUCAUUAUCUGACACCUUGGAGAAGCUUCUGAUUCGGAGAAGCAUGGCCAAACUUGCGCUCUACCGAAAGUUUACAAAUUCCCUAGCAGUAUCAGUGCUGUUUUCUGUUGCUUGGAUUGGCUAUGAGUUGUACUUUAAUGCAAGCGACCCAUUGAGUGAAUUGUGGCAAAGAGCCUGGAUCAUUCCGGCCUUCUGGACUAUGCUAGCAUACAUACUUUUGGUGGUGAUAUGCAUUCUCUGGGCUCCUUCAAAUAAUGCAACUAGGUAUGCAUACUUAGAGGAGUCAGGCGAUGACCUUGAUGAGGAGGGUAUUUCACUUUCUGGCAAUGGAGUAAAAGUAGCUACAGAAUUAGAAACCAAGCUGGAAAGAAAGGAAAGGAUGGCGCCAAUUCAAUUGCAACAGAUCAUGUGUUUGGGCUGGGAGAAGAUCUCGAGGAGGGCAAGCGAGAAUGAUGCUUGUUUACCUUCGAAUCAUAGCAUUCCACAUGGAUCGAGGAGUUCACCAUUUUCUCUUAUACCCCCUGAUUGUUAUGUAUAAAGCACCGAGGAAAACAAGUGCAGUAAUGUGAUCAAAUGCCAAAUUAAUAGCUUGAGAUUUGCCCCUUAUGCCAAUUCUUCAAGGCCAUGGUUAGAAUCAAAUGUUGAAAGAGGAGUUUCAGGUAGAUGCUAUGGGAGUUGGCAUUAAGUUGUUCUUAGUAGAUGUUUCGUGGAAGAAAUGUUAGAAUUGUUUAGAAAGAGCUUGAUAGAAGCCUUUUCUCUGGAAAGAAGCCUGAAAAUUUACCCAAGUUGGCUGGUGAAACCAUUGUAGGUUGAUGAAUGGAAUUGUAAGCAUUAACGAACUUUUAAUCUUGUAUUAUCUUGUAUUUUUUUUUUUUGAAGUUCAGCGGUUAGGAGUAUCCAGACCAACUUACGCAUAUCUUGACUAAUCUUCUUUUCGAUUCGGUCAAAAACAAACUAUCUAUUUUGCUAUUGUAUCUCAUAUCACAACAAACAACCAUUUUAAAAGCUUGUCA
Messenger RNA from Ilex paraguariensis (yerba mate), 2152 nucleotides. The record is from the annotation of a GenBank genome assembly. NCBI's taxonomy places the organism in Eukaryota, Viridiplantae, Streptophyta, Magnoliopsida, Aquifoliales, Aquifoliaceae.